GCGGACGGCAUCUCGGUGGGGCGGCGACAAGUGGGCCCCGAUUUCUAGCCUUCGGUACUCGCAGAGGAGGAGCUGCGACCGGCUGACGGACGGCCGGCGAUUGGGAGCGCAGCAGGGGAUUCAGGCCGGGACGGCAUUGGAGAGGACCAGCAGGCACGGUCAAGGCGGGAGGCCUGCGGCCAUCUACUGGAGCUACUAAUUUAGUGCUGCCACUGGCUGGUUCCGUCGCCGGGCUCAUUUGGGCUCUCAAUCGAACAGACAAGGUGGACCUUGUGUGCUCAACAAAAUGUCCAGCAACAGCGGUGGAGAUGCAAAGCAGAAGGGUCCUCAAAUUGCUCCACCGCUUGUGGAACCUUCAUUACUCCAGAAUCUCAAGCCUCCUUAUGCUCCAGACAGUCCUGCCACUGAUCUGAGAUUAGCUCAACAACCUUAUCCUGGACAUGUAGUACUCCCGCGUCCAUGCACAUAUUGGCCUCCUCAUGCUCCCUCGUCCCCACCACUAAAUCCUACGAAUCCACAACAAAAUGGGGAAGCGGUGGGGGAUGUGGUGGCAGCCAAUGUUAAUCCUGUGAUUGAUAGCUGCGAUGAGAUGAUGUUGCCAAAGGUAAAUACACUAUUUGACAGUGAGGAUGAGGCUUAUGAGUUCUACAAUUUGUAUGCGGAGAAGGUGGGCUUCUUUGUUCGCAGAUCAACACUCUGGACAACAUCAAAGAACAUCAUCACUAGGAGGACAUUUGUUUGCUCAAGAGAAGGUUUCCGGGAGAAGAAGAAGGGUGCCAAGGAAUCAAAAUGCCCACGGCCUGAAACAAGAAUUGGUUGCCCAGCGAGCAUGACCAUCCGGCUUACUGCUAAUGGCAAGUACCGUUUGACGGAAUUUGUACCAAACCAUAACCAUCACUUAGCAACAGCUUCUACGAUUCAUAUGUUGAAAGCAAAGAAAAUUAGGCGUACAGCACGGGCUGUGAGGGAAAAUCUGGUGGAUGAUACUGUGGUAACGCCAGAAUUUGAGAAUGAAGAUAAGGCAUAUGAUUUUUACAGCAGAUAUGCAGGGAAGCUUGGAUUUCACGUGAGAAGGGCAAGCUUGACCGUGAAUGCUGAAAAUGUUAUCACCAGAAGGAUGUUUGUUUGCUCAAAAGAAGGGUUCCGCGAGAAGAAAAGAGGAGCAAAUAGAGUAAAGAAGCCUCGUCCAGAAACCCGAACUGGUUGCCCAGCGUGUCUGGUCAUCCGACUUGCACCUAAUGGCAAAUAUAAUGUCACAGAGUUCGUUACUUGCCACAAUCACGGGCUUGGUGCUGCAGCAGCUUCUGAUCUUGUGAUGGAAUCACUGACUGAAAUUUAUCAAGAUUACAGAGUCGGUCUGGUUGAUAAAUCACCAGGUGAUUCCACGGGCAAGCAAAGCCUUAUCGAAGACCAUGUCACUUCAAGCUGUCUAGAAGCUAGAAGUUGGAGAAGGUACAAGCGCAAAGUUCCUCACUGUGGUGAUGUAGGUGCUUCUCUGGAGUACCUACAAAAGAUGCAGCAUGAUAACCCUUCAUUUUUCUAUGCUAUAAAAUCUGACGAGGAUGGAAACUUGACGAAUUUUCUGUGGGCAGAUUCAAAAUCCAUCAUGGACUUUGCCCACUUCGGUGAUGUAGUAUGCCUUGAUUCAGGUUAUGCACUGCAAGGCUAUGGUAGGCCGGUUGCUUUGUUUACAGGUCUGAAUCAUCAUAAACAGACUGUCAUCUUUGGUACUGCAUUGCUUUAUGAUGAGAGCUUUGAAGCUUUCAGAUGGUUAUUUGAUACUUUCAAACUGGCAAUGAAUGGUAUCCUUCCCAGGACAUUGUUAACUGAAAGAUCUCCUGUCAUAAGUGAAGCGGUCGCAACAAGUUGGCCUGCAACAACACAUCGUUAUUGUGUCUGGCAAAUUUACCAAAAUGCUCUUCAGCAGUUGAGUCAUGCAUUCCAUGGGUCAAGAAAUUUACAUUGCAACUUCAAGAGAUGCCUAUUUGAUUGUGACGAUGAGGCAGAGUUUUUGAUGGCGUGGAGAGAAAUGUUGGCAAAUUAUGACCUUCAAGAUAAUCAAUGGCUAGCAGACCUGUUUGCCCUUAAAGAGAAAUGGGCAUUACCAUAUGGCCGUGACGCAUUUUACGCUGAUAUGAAAAGCGUCCAGCAGAAGGACAACUUGAGCAGUGAGCUUAAAAUACAUUUAUCCCUAGAACGUGACCUUUUGAGUUUCUUUGUGCAGUUUGAAAGAUUAUUGUGUGAUCGUCGGUCUGCAGAACUGCAAGCUGAUGUGAGUGCCAGCCAGAGUACAAAGAAACCACCUUCGAUGCGAAUAUUAAAGCAGGCUGCCGAUAUAUAUACACCUGCUGCCUAUAAAAUGUUUGAAAGUGAGUUUGAGUUGUACAUGGAUUGCAUGCUAUAUAACUGUGGCGAGAUGGGCACAAUUUGUGAUUAUAGGAUAACUGUCGAGGACAAUCCGAAAGAUCAUUUUGUUAAAUUUGAUUCACUCGAUUCAAUGUCACGUUGUAGUUGUAAGGGGUUCGAGUUUGUAGGGAUUCCAUGUCGCCAUAUGCUGAAGGUACUUGAUACUAGGAAUAUCAAGAACCUUCCUCCUCAGUAUGUCUUGAAAAGGUGGAGGAAGGAUGCCAAAUCAGGAUCUUCGAAUGGUGGUUAUGAAUACCCUUUUGAUGGUGAUCCUCAGUUGGCCCAGACAAAGGGUCACAAUUUACUGUGCCGAAUAUUCAGUAUAGCAGCGGCUAGAGCAGCUACUUCUGUUGAAUCAUUUGCAUACAUGGAAAACCAAUUGAGCACACUUAUGGGUCAGGUGGAACAAUUUCUUGAAAACAGAACCCCCGACAUGGCUGCUAUCAUUGGUGCUAAUUGUGAUCGUACUCAAAAUAUGGUCACAGAAGGUCUACACAGUCAUACUAAUUUUGUCAAUGGCUCUGCUGAUGAUUCUCUAACCUUCCCCUUCACACUGAGUGCUGGUACGCUGGAUUACCGCUAGACAGGUGCUAGACGAUGGUAUAUAUCUGGCUGCAAUACCGAGUUGGUGGUGCGUAGAAAUAAUCAACAAGCCGGGAAUAAUGAUGAUUGACACCGGCUGUACAGGUCAUUUUCGGAUAGAUUUAUUAGAACUGCCGGAACUUUGCCAUUGGCAAGUUCAUUAUUCUGACAUGGUGAGGUAUAACAGAAGAUAUUUCUUAACUACAGUUCCACCUACCCGUGCCAUGGCUCCUCACACUGAGUGGAUAUAUGGGUUGCCUCCUCGAUUGCUUUCAAGUGGUGAAUCCUUAUGGGCGCUAAUGAUCCCCCAGUGUGUUUCAAUGUGGGCGUGAUGACAGAACAGGUUGUUGCAUUUUGUGUGUGUGUGAUGUACAUGUCAGCUCCGAUAGUUUGGUCACCUCACGCCUGUAGAUGUACUAAUAUAGAGGAAUGAAUGUUUAUGGCAUCUGUACAUCUAUGAGAUACUCUGGUUAUUCAUUAUUAGUGUAUCAGCUAUACUUAUCUGGUGUAGUCUCCGUUAGUCCGUUCAUAUGAUUUUGGUGAAUAUGGAACAAGAUAGCUUGUACAAACAAGGCAAUGGCAAAUUUCCAGGCCUUGUUUGAACGCAGGGAACUUCCUUUUGCCGAA
This is a messenger RNA of Lolium rigidum, 3615 nucleotides long. Its product is annotated as protein FAR1-RELATED SEQUENCE 5-like. Gene Ontology annotation, molecular function: zinc ion binding. NCBI's taxonomy places the organism in Eukaryota, Viridiplantae, Streptophyta, Magnoliopsida, Poales, Poaceae. The coding region runs from base 287 to 2989 and encodes 900 amino acids. Gene Ontology annotation, biological process: regulation of DNA-templated transcription. The transcript is spliced from 5 exons. The record is from RefSeq and is a predicted model, not a curated record.